UUUUUCUGGUUAUUUGUUUUAGGCUUACAACAUGUUGCAGCUCUGUGUUCUGGACUCGUGGAGGAAGGAGUGAAGUAGUCCCGCCCGCGUGUCUCCUUCUGGUGGAGUCUCGGCUGUGGAUUGGAGCGGAGACUUGUCGCCCGCCAGCGAACCGAGCCCCGGCCGCCCGCUGCUCUGACUCCACCCUGCCGGUAUGGAGGGAGAGAUGCAGCCCGCAGACGAAGGGCCCUGCGCCCCGAAGAUCAUGUGCCGACAACAACGGGGUCCGUACAGCACCCUGAAGCCCUUCCAGAGCAAGCGCUCGGCGGGGAAGUCGCGCUCUGAGCCUCGGUUUGGAGACGCCGGGCAUCCUUUCACAUUUCACCCCGAGCAGACGCAUCCUUUCCAGCAGCAGCAUCAACACCAUCAGCGGCUGCAGCAGCAGCGGCUCCAUCAAAGCAGCGUCGCUAUCAGCAGCAGUCAGCAGCAUCACCAGGCGCCCCGACAGCAGCAGCAGCAUCGUCUCCCUUGUGAGAGCAGGCCCAGCAGCAGGGUGCCGACAUCCACCUCAGCGGCGGCGGCGUCUCAGCAGCCGCGCGCCGRCAGCGGAGGAGCGGAGUCCCGCUUCUCUCCAGACUGCACCUACGGUAUCAGCACAGAGAACCGUCUCAUCCUGGACGCCUUCGCCCAGCAGUGCAGCAGAGUCCUCAACCUUCUUAACAACGGCCGUCUCCUGGAGACCCUGUCCUCCUCCCUCCCCUCCAGCAUCAAGCUGGAAGACAGGCGAGACGACAUUCAGGGGCUCCACUGCUCCUCACAGGGGAAACUGAAGUCUGAGGAGAGCUCCUUCACCACUGAAACCGAAGACGAGGCCCAACGUAGCCAUUUAAACCAGCAGCAGACCUCCGCAGUUCUCCGCAUCUUCACGGACUCCCUGCAGAACUACCUGCUUUUAGGGACCCGGCAACAGCACCAAACCGGGGGCCUCGAAGGAGAGCGGUGUCUGCCAGCAGAGCCCGCUUCGGGCAGGUCUCCAUCCAGGCACAACCUAGGAAGGUGGGGCUCCCCGGCGCCGUCCGAUUCGUACGGGCACCCUUCUUCCACGCUGCCCGAAGAGGAAGAGGAGGAAGAGAGCUGCUGUCCGCGGUGCCUGGAGCUGGAGCAGGAGGUGUUGUCCCUGCAGCAGGAGAACGAGGAGCUCCGCAACAAACUGGACAAUAUUCCAGUUCCCUGUCAAAAUGCUCUCGACUACUUCAAGACUGUUCUGGAGUUUCACAACCAGCUGGUCCAACCGAUGCCAGAGGAGCAGCUCAUGGAGGAGGAGGAACGGCAAACAGUCUUUGAGGGGAGCAAACAGCUGCUGGAGAACUAUCCGCUCUUCAUCUCCAACAAGCAGUGGGACGAAGCCGUCAACUCCUCGAAGAAAGACGGCCGCCGGCUGCUGCGCUACCUGAUCCGCUACAUCUUCACCACAGACGAGCUGAAAUUCUCCUGCGGUUUGGGUAAAAGGAAGCGCUCGGUGCACUCAGGAGAGCCAGGCCUGGAGAGGCGACCACUUAACCCCGUCAAAGUCAGCUGCCUCAGAGAGUUUAUCCGGAUGCACUGUGCCUCAAACCUAGACUGGUGGAUGCCUUCUGAGGAGCAGAUCAACAAAGUGUUCAGCGACGCCGUCGGCCACGCCCGUCAGGGCCGGGCGGUGGGGACCUUCCUGGGCAGCAGCGGCAGCAGCACCAGCAGCCUCUACAUGGACGGCUUUGAUGGACAUCCGUCGCAGGACGAGCUGUUCCUGAAAGGCUGCCAGAACGGUCAGCCAGACUGAAGCUGGAGGAGCAAACUAAAGACAAAYGCGUCAAAUGUAGCCGAACAACAACAACAUAUCCAGAAACACCGACUGUAUCCUGCCGUUGAGGAAAACAUUCCAGAAAAAGAGUUUAUUUUACAGAAUUUAACAGCAGUCCUCCAUUCUGAUAGUUUUGUAAAGUUUUUGUUGCACAUUUUUCUAUUAAAGGUUCAGUUUAGUUAAGAUUGACA
Molecule: messenger RNA, 2010 nt
Organism: Austrofundulus limnaeus
Lineage: Eukaryota; Metazoa; Chordata; Actinopteri; Cyprinodontiformes; Rivulidae
Gene: bend4
Product: BEN domain containing 4
Exons: 7
Coding region: 194-1798 (534 amino acids)
Molecular function (GO): DNA binding
Source: RefSeq, a predicted model, not a curated record